Messenger RNA from Chara braunii, 2794 nucleotides. The record is from the annotation of a GenBank genome assembly. Lineage: Eukaryota; Viridiplantae; Streptophyta; Charophyceae; Charales; Characeae.
UCAUAAAUCAUUUCAACAAAAGAGAUUGCCAAAGCAUUUCUGGGAGGACAUAUGUCUCAAAGGUUGACUGACAUAUUACAGAAUAUCGAUGUGUGCUUCUUCCUUUAUGCGCUGACCGACUUUUCCAGAGAACGACAGAGGUGUGGGCAGCCAAUCCAUAGUGAACGAAACCGAAUGCUAGCGAAGACCUGCUGUGUCACCUACCCGUUGGACAUUUGGUUGGUGUUUCGGACUGACAAAUUAUCCAGUCAGGUCUUGGGCAGAGCAAGGGCGACAGUGACACCGAAGGGCUUCUCCGAGAAUAAUCAUAUUCGCACGGAGCCUGCUGGCAGCAAAGCCGGUGCGUUCUUCUCGAUCGAGAAAGGCUGGCGGCUAUUCCUUAGUCAACCUGUCUUCCCGGCAAGCCUUGCCUAUGUUAUGCUCUACUUCAACGUGGUUCUUGGCCCGGGCAGCUUGAUGACCGCGUUUUUAACACAACGAGGCAUGGAGGCUUCAUCCAUUGGUCUUUUCAGGGCUGCAUGUGCAGUGACAGGAUUCUUGGCAACAUUCACGUCGGUGCCCCUCAUUGCUCGUUUAGGGGUGCUGAAGACUGGAGCAGUCUCCCUUCUAAUGCAGGCAGGCUCUCUGGGGUUGGCUGUAUUUGCUUAUAUGGCUACCCCAUUUGGUCACAAAGGUUCAUUGAAUCUAUUCCUCAUCUGUGUGGUCGCCUCCCGGUUGGGCUAUUGGAUGUAUGAUGUCGUCGACACACAAAUCUUCCAGACAGCGACUCCCGAAUCUCAGGCUGGCAUUAUUGGCGCUACAGAGCUUGCGCUAUGUAGUUUCGCCGAGCUCGUCAUGUUGAGUCUCGCAAUCGUCGCGGAGGACGUUUCCAAUUUUGGGUCUUUGGCGGUUCUGUCUACCAUUGCUGUAGCGGGGUCGGCAGCAGUUUACUGCAACUGGAUUGCUAAGCCAACAAGUGACCAGGUGCAGUUGUUUCCUGAAGAAUUUGAGGGCGUCAAUGGAGUAUCAUCGAGAGAAAGGAAGACGUCGCCGCGCGAGGAGCUGGAGGGUGACGAGUUGGACGUUGAGCGUUGGCGGGAUAGGUGGGAGACGUGGGAUGGUCGUGACAUUGGUGGUAGCAACAACUGGGGGGAAUGUGUCGGCCACCACAGCUCGGUGCUCAUGUCGGCAGCGCCGUUAUAGCGAAAGCACCAACUGAUCAACGGACCGCCCGACGACCGCAUUUAAAUCAAAUUGGAAUUAUUGGAUUCAAAAUUCAAUUUCAAUUUCAAUUUGGUUAUCGAUAUGAUGCGCUUUGUUUUUAAAAUUUCCCCUUUCGAGAAUUUUCCCAUCCAUCAUCUGCAGAUUGCCAAAUACAGAAAACUACUAUGUCAAAGAGUAGAAUAGGUAAAUCAACUUUAUUCUUUGAAUUGAAAUUCGUGGUCCUCAGUUCACGUUUUUUUUGGGGAUUAAAUUGAAUUAGUUGGAAUUCAUUUUUUGUUCCAAGUUCGCUGUCACAUCUCACAGCAGGUUCUGCUCCCCUUCCCCUUUGCCCUCACAGCAGCAGGAUGUAUCCCAUUCUAUGCGAUGCUAUAUGAUGCUAUGUGAUACUAUUCGACGCUAUUUCCGACGCUAUUUUCGACGCGAUCUCCAAUGCUAUAUUCGAUGCUAUUUCCGACGCUAUUUCCGAUGCUAUUUCCGAUGCUUUCCGACGCUAUUUCCGAUGCUAUUUCCGAUGCUAUUUCCGACGCUAUUUUCCGACGCUAUUUCCGAUGCUAUUUCUGCCGCUAUUUCUGAUGCUAUUUCGGAUGCUAUUUCCAAGGCUAUUGCCGAUGCCAUGUCCAACGCUGUAUCCAACGCUAUGCGAUGCUAGCUGAUGCUAUCUCUGAUGUUAUUUUUUAUGCUAUCUCCGACGCUAUCUCCGACGCUAUCUCCGUCCGAUGCUAUUUCCGACGCUAUUUCCGACGCUCUUUUCCGACGCUAUUUCCGAUGCUAUUUCCGACGCUAUUUCUGAUGCUAUUUCGGAUGCUAUUUCCAAGGCUAUUGCCGAUGCCAUGUCCAACGCUUUAUCCAACGCUAUGCGAUGCUAGCUGAUGCUAUCUCUGAUGUUAUUUUUUAUGCUAUCUCCGAUGCUAUCUCCGACGCUAUCUCCGUCCGAUGCUAUUUCCGAUGCUAUUUCCGACGCUAUUUUCCGACGCUAUUUCCGAUGCUAUUUCUGACGCUAUUUCUGAUGCUAUUUCGGAUGCUAUUUCCAAGGCCAUUGCCGAUGCCAUGUCCAACGCUGUAUCGAACGCAAUGCGAUGCUAGCUGAUGCUAUCUCUGAUGUUAUUUUUUAUGCUAUCUCCGACGCUAUCUCCGACGCUAUCUCCGACGCUAUCUCCGACGCUAUCUCCGACGCUAUCUCCGACGCUAUCUCCGAUGCUAUCUCUGACACUACUUCCAACGCUAUCUCCGGCUCCGAUGCUAUCUCGGACGCUAUUUCUGGCGCUAUUUCCAACGCUAUCUCCAACACUAUCUGGGACGCUAUGUGAUGCUAGCCGAGGCUAUCUGAUGCUAUCUCUGACGCUAUGUGAUGCUAGCUUAGGCUGUCUGAUGCUAUCUCCGCGAUGCUACACGAUGAUAUCUGAUGCUAUCUCCGCGAUGCUAUCUGAUGCUAUCUCCACGAUGCUAUCUGAUGCUAUCUCCGCGAUGCUAUGCGACGAUAUCUGAUGCUAUCCGAUCUUAUCUGAUAUUCUUUCCGAAUCUACGAGAUCCUAUUUGUUGCGAUCUGAUUCUGAAUUUUCAUGGCCUAUAUCAAUCAAGAGGGUAUUGCUGU